AUCAAUCAUAAAUUUAAUUUUACAUUACCAAAACCAUGAUUAACUGCUAAAAAUUACACGGCAUAGUGUAGCUAGAAAUUAAGAAUAUAAUAUUUGCACAAACACUUUAAUUUCCAAUGAUGACAAUGUUACCUCUCACGGCCGUGGUGCUGGCAAAAUGGGAGACACAAAUGACAAGCCAUCAUAAUUCCUAGUCCUAAGUCCUAACAUCAGAAUCCCCGCCACCUAGACACAUUAAACUAAUCACAUGUUGUUGAUCACUUCCUAGCUAGUUACACUUUGGAAACUCCGGAUAUAGGACAUUUAUUUUUAUUUUCUAUACUAUUUAUCACAAGAAAAUCCUUUGAUUUCAGCGCCAUGUCACAUGAUGCCACCUCUAACUUUGUUUCCUCCGUAACAUUUCACUAUAUCUGUUAAUACCCCUUUAUAAACAAAUAUAUAUCAUUCUAGAUUUUGCAUUAAUGUACCCAAACUGGAAUGGGAUCCCUUCCUUCGCCGCCGCCGGAGAAUUAUCUCUCGAAUUAUGUUGUGGCUGCUGUGUUUUGUCCAAGGGAAGCUAGCACAGAAGUGACUCUCCCAAAUUCAAUUGAGUUGUAUUACCCACACACCAACACAUGGAGCCAUGUUGGGCCAAUUCCGGGCCUAAUGGAUGGCCAAGUCUUGAAGGGCUUCUCUAUGGUCUCCUUAGGGGACUCAAUUUACAUAAUUGGUGGCCAAAUUUGUCACAAAGAAAGGGUCCACGUCACUGAUGAGUCAGCUGAUUUGCUUGACGUUGGAAUCCAGGUUGUUCCAACGGUCUACCGUUACAAUCUGAAAACCAACCAAUUCUUCCCAUGUGCGCCACUACACGUGGCAAGGUAUGACUUCGCGUGCACGGUUUGCGAUAACAAGAUCUACGUGGCAGGAGGGAAGUCCACGCUGGCAAGUGCGAGGGGAAUCUCGUCUGCCGAGGUGUAUGACCCCGAGUUCGACACGUGGACGGCUCUACCCAAUAUGCGUGUUUUGAGGUACAAAUGCACGGGAGUGACGUGGCAGGGAAAAGUGUACAUAGUGGGUGGAUUCGCUGGAAGAGAAGAUUCAGAUAAGACGAUGCCUAGCUUAGUAGAGCGGAGCUCGGCGGAGGUUUAUGAGACGGCGACGGAAAAGUGGGAGCUGAUGGCGGGGAUGUGGCAGUUGGACGUGCCGGCGAAUCAAAUAGUGGAAGUGAAUGGAACUCUGUUUAGCUCUGGAGAUUGCUUGAAUGCAUGGAAGGGACAGAUUGAAGCGUAUGAUGGGAAGCUUUGGUAUGAAGUUGAUGGAUCAAGCAACCAAAGCCUUUCCUCUUUGGAACACACCUAUAGCAAACGUUUGUACCUAACAAUGGCACCCAUUGCGACCUCCUUGUUUUUCUUCGCAGGUUACAGGCUGGAUCGUCACGUUGUCACUACACUGUCUCUUGUCCACGUGUUUGACACGUCAGCCACCGGACAUGCUUGGAGGACCUUUCAGCCUGUGGAAUUCGACGGUGAGAGAGAGCUUUGUAGCCAUUGCUGUGUUGUUCAACUCUCCUAAUAUUAUUAUCGUUAUUUAUAGUUACAAUUUUAGAUGCUUACAUAAUGUUGCAUGAUUCUCAUCAUCUCAGACAAGCCCUAAGGUGGGUCAACAACAAGUCCUUAAUGGGCCCCAUCCAUUUUCUAUUGUAGGCUAAACCACAAACUACUCAAGCCCACAUAACCUCAAAUAUAAAACCACAAAAAAAAGAUAAAAAGCCCAACACUCAAUUCUGAUGCUUUUCGCACCAUUCCUUUUUCGUGCGACCAUCAGCAACGUGAAAAGAAGAGAAUGUGGGCCCAUGGUUCACGUGACCCAUGGGCUCAGACCCCGGCCCCACAAUUUGGUUAAACAAAGAUCUUCGCACCUGCCGGGUGUGGCAUGCACGCGUGAUUCCUACACAGUUCACGUCACUAUCCAAUGAUAUUUUGAUUACGUGAUAUUUCAUUUUUAUAGUAACCUCUGACUUUGACCCUCUUUGUACUUAAACUCAUAUGAGCCGUUGAUCUUGUGAGACAAUCCCGAGGGCCACAUGUUGGGUUUGGGCCUUAAAAAGGCCGACACACGUAUAUGGGAGGCUUUUUUUUACCUUUUUUUUUCGUCUUGGUACUUUUAUUCCCUUUGGUGAAACUGAGAUACGUGGUAGGCUAUGGAUUUGUGACACGUGGAAGAGGCUUAGAGGUUGAAAUACGAAUCAUGAUGAUGGCGAAGGAAUGGUGCAUGCGAUUUUUCUCUCUCUUUCUUUAAUUUUUUUUUUUUAAAUAUUUUUCCCUUGUUGGGCCAAACUAGUUUGCAUUGUUUAUAUCCAAAGCUGUAACCUUAACGGCGCUAAGUUAGCACAUGAUUCACUAUGAUUGGAUUCAU
This is a messenger RNA of Arachis ipaensis, 2394 nucleotides long. Its product is annotated as F-box/kelch-repeat protein At1g16250-like. The record is from RefSeq and is a predicted model, not a curated record. Gene Ontology annotation, molecular function: protein binding. NCBI's taxonomy places the organism in Eukaryota, Viridiplantae, Streptophyta, Magnoliopsida, Fabales, Fabaceae.